This is a messenger RNA of Humulus lupulus (European hop), 1646 nucleotides long. Its product is annotated as mitogen-activated protein kinase homolog NTF6-like. Lineage: Eukaryota; Viridiplantae; Streptophyta; Magnoliopsida; Rosales; Cannabaceae. The record is from RefSeq and is a predicted model, not a curated record. Bases 157 to 1260 code for a protein of 367 amino acids. Gene Ontology annotation, biological process: intracellular signal transduction; protein phosphorylation. The transcript is spliced from 6 exons. Gene Ontology annotation, cellular component: cytoplasm; nucleus. Gene Ontology annotation, molecular function: ATP binding; MAP kinase activity.
UGUUAUAUUUAAUAAUAAGCUAUGUUCCAUCUUUCUUGUUAAAUUACUACUUUGCCCUUUGGCCUUCGCCUUUCCUUUCUUUCUCCCACGCAUAUUCUUCCUCAGUCGGUGAGAAAAGCUUCUCCGCCUUUGUAAUUUUUCACAGAGGCGACACAAAUGGAGACGAGUGAAGCCAAAGGGGUUCUCACUUACGGAGGAAAGUACGUCCAGUACAAUGUUCUGGGCAACCUUUUUGAGGUCUCCGCCAAGUAUGUUCCUCCUAUUCAACCCGUCGGUCGUGGUGCAUACGGCAUCGUUUGCUGUGCAACAAAUUCUGAGACGAAAGAGGAGGUGGCAAUAAAAAAGAUUGGCAAUGCAUUUGACAACAGUAUUGAUGCCAAGAGGACUCUCAGGGAGAUAAAGCUCCUUUGCCAUAUGGAACAUGAGAAUAUUGUCAAAAUAAAGGACAUCAUAAGACCACCGGAUAGGGAGAAGUUUAAUGAUGUUUAUAUCGUGUACGAGUUAAUGGAUACUGAUUUGCAUCAAAUCACACGCUCCAGCCAGGCUUUGACUGAUGAUCACUGUCAGUAUUUUCUAUAUCAAUUGCUGCGUGGAUUGAAGUACAUACACUCUGCAAAUGUUCUGCAUCGGGAUCUGAAACCAAGUAAUCUUCUUCUCAAUGCAAAUUGUGACCUCAAGAUUUGUGACUUUGGCCUUGCAAGAACUACCUCAGAGACAGAUUUCAUGACAGAGUAUGUGGUCACUCGUUGGUAUCGAGCGCCUGAAUUACUACUGAACUGCUCAGAAUAUACUGCCGCAAUUGAUAUAUGGUCAGUUGGGUGCAUCUUGAUGGAGAUUAUAGGAAGAGAACCACUAUUUCCUGGUAGAGACUAUGUUCAGCAGUUGACUUUAAUAACUGAGCUACUCGGCUCUCCUGAUGAUUCAGAUCUUGGAUUCCUAAGAAGUGAUAAUGCAAGGAAGUAUGUUAAGCAGCUUCCAUUAGUCCCCAAGCAAUCCUUUGCACAAAAGUUCCCAAAUGCAUCUCCUGAGGUAAUUGAUCUUGCCGAAAAGAUGCUAGUAUUCGAUCCGUGCAAACGCAUUACUGUUGAUGAAGCACUGAAUCACCCAUACUUGUCGAGUCUACAUGAGAUCAAUGAGGAGCCCAUAUGCCCAUCUCCAUUUGUCUUUGAUUUCGAACAGAUAUCCCUGAAUGAAGAAGAUAUAAAGGAGCUCAUAUGGAGUGAAGCUUUGAACUUCAAUCCAGAUAAUGUGUUGGAAUAGUCUCACAAAUUAUUUUCCUUUGUUUCUGUUAUUUUGGUUCACUAGAUAAUGAUUGAAAAUGAUUGGUUUUAGUUUGUAACUAUAUAAAUUGGUAUGGGUUUUUGGAGGGAGAGAGGUUCUCCCUCAUUGUAUUGAAAGGAUGAAUAGUGGUGUUGGGAAGUUGGUGGUAGUGGGGUACCCAUGGAGGGUUGGUAUGCAUAAGAAUGAAGGGUUUGAUCUCCUAGCCUUCUGAGCUUGAGACAGCGAAGUAGUGUUUGUAUAUGUAAAUGUGAGGGAUAUCAUUAGUAUAGGGAGAGAAGGAUUCUCGUAAUAAACACAUGGGUACAUUGUACUUUUCUUUUUAUAAGCACCAAAAUCAAUUUAUGUGAAAUUUAUAUUUCGGACCA